AUGGAACGCACGAGUCACGAUCUCGACCAGAAGGCGGGCGAUUCUGAGCUCCGUCACAUUGACGACUCGGCCGUCGACGCCAACGGCUCCGACAUUCACCCCGAUGACCAUGGUCUCACCAAGGAGGAGCAGAGGCAGAUCAUCCGCCGCGUCGACCGCCGCCUCGUCGUGACCGUCGGCCUCAUGUACUGCGUCUCCCUCAUGGACCGCACCAACAUGAGCGCCGCCAACAUUGCGGGCAUGAGUGUCGAGCUGCAGCUUGGCGCCAACUACAACAUUGCCAACUUAGUCUUCUUCAUCCCCUACAUCAUCUUCCAGCCCCCGUCGACCAUCAUCUGCCGCGCCAUCGGGCCCCGCAUCCAUCUCGCCGCCAUCACCCUCCUCUGGGGCUCCGUCAUGAUCGGCAUGGGCUUUGUCCAGAACUUUCCCCAGCUGGCAGUCACGCGCGUGCUGCUCGGUGUUCUCGAGGCCGGCUUCUUCCCCAGCUGCGUCUACCUGCUCAGCACAUGGUACACCCGAUACGAGGUCGGCAAGCGAUACUCCCUCUUCUACCUGCUUGGCUGCGUGGCGUCUGCCUUCUCGGGCAUCCUCGCCUACGGUCUCAUGCAAAUGCACGGCCUGGCGAACCUCUCCGGCUGGCGCUGGAUCUUCACCAUGGAGGGCAUCCUCACCUGCUUGCUCGGUAUCGCCGGGUACUGGCUGCUGGUCGACUUCCCCGACUCGAGCCGCACCAACUGGUCCUUCCUGGGCAGCCGGGAGCGCGCCUGGGUCGUGUCGCGCAUCGCCCGGGACCGUGGCGACUCCAAAUUCGAGGCCUUCAACAUGCGCAAGUUCCUCCGCGCCGGCCUCGACUGGAAGAUCUGGGCCUACGCCCUCAUCUUCUGCUGCUCGACGACGCUCUCGUACGCGCUCGCCUAUACGCUGCCCAUCAUCCUCAUGGAGAACAUGGGCUUCAACGUCGCCGAGGCGCAGUGCCUCGUCGCUCCUCCCUACGCCUUUGCCGGCAUCAUCAUGCUCGUGACCGGCUGGCUGGGCGACAAGUACCACGUCCGCGGGCCCAUCAUCAUCGUCAACAUGGUCAUUGCGCUCAUUGGUCUGCCCAUUAUGGGCUGGCACAGCAACGCCUACGUGCGCUACUUUGGCGUCUUCCUCGUCACGGCGGGCGCCAACGCCAACAUCCCCUCCGUCAUGUCCUUCCAGGCCAACAAUGUGCGCGGCCAGUGGAAGCGCGCCUUUUGCAGCGCCACGCUCGUCGGCUUUGGUGGCUUUGGUGGCAUCGCCGGCAGCUUGGUGUUCCGCGAGCAGGACAGGAUGACGGGCUACAAGCCGGGCAUGUACGCCUGCAUUACGGCCGCGCUCAUCAACAUUCUUCUCGUGUGCAUCUGUGACUUUACCUUUUGGAGGCAGAAUGGCAAGGCGGACCGUGAGGGCAAGAUCCUCGAGGCCCACGACGAUGAUGCUUCGUCGGAUUUCCGAUACACGUACUAA
Messenger RNA from Emericellopsis cladophorae, 1488 nucleotides. Its product is annotated as putative transporter -like protein. Gene Ontology annotation, molecular function: transmembrane transporter activity. The transcript is spliced from 5 exons. Gene Ontology annotation, biological process: transmembrane transport. The coding region runs from base 1 to 1488 and encodes 495 amino acids. Gene Ontology annotation, cellular component: membrane. NCBI's taxonomy places the organism in Eukaryota, Fungi, Ascomycota, Sordariomycetes, Hypocreales, Bionectriaceae. The record is from RefSeq and is a predicted model, not a curated record.